AUGGGACAACACAUUCUAUUUGCUUUGGACGCUAAAAAAAAUGGAAGUCUCGAUGCAUUAAAGAAAAAGAUUAUGGACAUGUACGCUACUAAUCCCACUUGUGCUCCACAAGUAAUAGACUUGGUAAAAGAACUUGACGCCCUUCCUUCUUUAUUAGACGCUUUACCUCCGUUUUUAGCUCUCGAUUUGGCUUCAUGUGCAGCCCAGCAAAAUUUGUUGCACUUAGAACCUUGGCUUUACCGAAAGAUUCAAUCCGACAACUUUAUUUCACCUUGCCUCGAUUACGUGGCUCAAAAGAAUGUCUCCAAGGACCCAUCUGUACUUGAAACCAUCACCAUCUUUCUCAAAGUACUUUCUUCUCGACCUUUACCACCCACCUAUGCCGAAAUGCUGAGUCGCCUUCAAUCACAGUGUCAUUCCACCUAUCCUAAUCUAUUUGUACCAGAUGCAAGCACAGAAGUCUCUUUUUCACAGGACGUAGAAAAGGAGGCCAAUGUUUACUACGAGCGAAUCUACAAUGGUGAGCUUUCGAUGGAUGCUAUGAUUAAUCUCUUGAAAGAAAAGAGCCAAUCAGAGAACCCACGAGAUCGUCAAGUCUUUGCCUGCAUGAUUCAUAACCUGUUUGACGAAUACUCGUUUUUUCCUAAAUAUCCAGACAAGGAAUUGACCAUGACAAGUGUUCUCUUUGGCUCGUUGAUUCAACAUGGACUUGUGACUGAUGCAUCGCUCAGCACAGCCUUGGGUUAUGUCUCGGAUGCCUUGAGAAAUCCUGUGGGGUCCAAAAUGUUUAAUUUUGGUAUUGGUGCACUUUUACAAUUUAAAUCCAGAUUGCAUGAAUGGCCUCAAUACUGCCAGCACUUGCAACAAAUACCGCACCUGGUUCAGGCACGACCUGAUCUACUCCUGCCGAUGAUGGAUAACGCCUCCGAUGCAUCAACAACAACGCCAGCAGCGCCAUCUUUCAGUUGUGUGCAUGUUCCCAAAGUUAAAACAGAGAUUGCGUAUCAUGAGCCUACUGAUGCGGUACAAGACAAGAUUUUAUUUAUCAUAAAUAAUGUGGCCGAAAAUAACAUGACCAGCAAAGUCACUGAACUAUCCAAAAUCCUUGAUCCAGCAUUAUUUCAAUGGUUCAGUCAUUACUUGAUUGUGAAGCGUAUUUCGCUAGAGCCAAACAAUCAUGAACUCUAUGUGCAUUUAUUAGACGCAAUGCAGAAUAAAGUUCUGGUGUCGCAUGUGCUUGCUGAAACUUUUUCCAAUAUCUUGAUCCUUCUAAACUCGGAAAAGACGAUUUCGAAUUCAUCAGAACGGUCACUUCUAAAGAAUUUAGGGUCCUGGUUGGGUCGUUUGACGCUAGCAAAGAACAAACCCAUCUUGCAUAAAUCCAUUGCAUUCCGGGAUUUAUUGUUGGAAGCAUAUGAUACACAACGGUUGAUUGUUGCAAUCCCAUUUACAUGUAAAGUAUUAGAGCAAUGUGCUGAUAGUAGAGUAUUUAGACCUCCCAAUCCAUGGCUGAUGUCCAUCCUGAAACUUCUUGUGGAGCUAUACGAAUCUGCCGAUCUCAAACUCAACCUCAAAUUCGAAAUUGAAGUCUUAUGUAAAACUUUACAUAUUGAAUUGAAGGAUAUCCAACCUACUAGUGCCUUGAAAAAUCGAAAACCACAAGAACAACCCAUGACAUUUAAUAGAUACCCGGCCGCACCAGCAUUACCACCACUUCAUCCCGAACUUGGUACCAUCAUGACUGAAAUCCCCAUUCCUAAUUUAGCACCUUAUAUCGCCUUCAACCCACAAAUUUCUUUAUACUCUACACAACCUGCAGCGAAACGUCUCGUAUUGCAAGCUUUCACGGAAUCGAUCCGAGAAAUUAUCGGGCCUGUAGUUGAGCGCGCUGUAGCUAUUGCUGUGGUGUCUACACGUGAUUUGGUAUCGAAGGAUUUUGUGAUGGAAAUGGAUGAAACCAAAAUGCGAAAAGCAGCUCAUAUGAUGUCACAGAAUCUGGCUGCUAGUUUGGCUAUGGUGACAAGUAAAGAACCUUUACGUCUAAGUAUUGUGGCGAACUUAAGGACCAUCUUUCUCGCACAUGGAUUGAACGAUAGUUCGGCAGAGCAAGCGAUUAUUUUAACCGUGGCGGACAAUUUGGAUCUGAUGUGUGCAGUGAUUGAAAAAGCUGCGAUGGGAAAAGUCACCUUAGAGAUUGAUCAAGCACUUUCAACGGCAUUUGCUGUCCGUAAGAAGCAUCGAGAACAACGACCCCAUCAACCAUUUGUGGAUGUGGAUACAUAUCAAAAAUCCGGAUUUCCUUCGACUUUACCACCUCAUCUUUGUCCUCAACCCACUGGUGUUUCACCCACACAGCUAAGUGUGUAUGAAGACUUUAUGCGUAUACCAAGAUCUACGCCUAUUCCUCAAGAUAAUAAACCUGCCAGCGCCCAUGCCAUUUUGGAACGAUUUGCACAAUGUAUCAGUGAGCUUGAAAAGGCUGUUGCUGCCAAUCAAAUCUGGGAUUUUCAUGCUUUACCUCCACAAUCACCUAUUCGAGAGCUCGUACGACAGAUUACGAUGUUGGCAGUGACAAGUUUUGAUAAAUGUGAAGCAGCCAAGGCGUUUGCACAAAAGGUUGUUCAGUUGUUGUACAAGACAGAGCAACCUUUAUUGAUUGAGGUGUAUGUGGUACUAUUGGAAAAUCUGUGUGAAGUGUCAGCGAGUGUAGGCUCACUUGUGACAUCCUGGUUAACGCAUGCGGAUGAUGAACGAAAAUACAAUGUGCCUGUUACUGUAGCAUUAAUCAAGGCAGGGUUAAUUGAUCUACCUGAACAAGAUCGCGAACUUUCAAUGUUGAUUGAAAGUGGACGAGCCAGUGCGAUUGAUUUUACAUUGAAAUUGAUCCGGGCCUGUUUACUGGAUGAAACGCCACCUUUAGCCACACGACAAGAAUUCAAGGCCUCAAUGGAAUGUUUGAGUCAUUUACGUCAAGAACCAUCGAUUAAUUUACUUUUAGAAGAAAUUCGCAAGAGACAACCGGAAGAUGCUGGAUUACGUGAGCAACUCGGAUUCUUUUUCGGUGAAUGGGUUCGUUUAUAUAGUCAUCCUGGUACGACUGAAAAGACGAUGCUUGCAUUUGCUACACAGUUAUCACAACAGAGUAUCUUUUGUCAGGAAGAAAUGUCCUCAUUAUUUUACCGAGUUUGUAUUGAGGUCUCGGUAGAACAUGCGAUCAAGUAUAAAAUGGUACCUGGCGCGCAAUCCACUGCAUAUCAACCAAUGGACGCAUUUUCCAAAUUACUGGUGACUUUACUUCAAGUGCCUGAAGCUGAGCCCAUGACGACAUUCACACGCGCAUUGUCUGUGAUUGUCUUAGUGAUCUCACACCAUCAUCAAGUCCGUGGACAACAUUUCGAUCAACGACCGUUCCUGAGAUUGUUUACGAGUCUGUUAACGGAUCUUCACUUACAGGAGGCUAAUGUGCAGUACCUGGCACUAUUGACAGGACUUAGUAACACGUUAUUUACGUUACAACCCAGCCAUUUCCCUGGAUUAACUUUUGCCUGGCUCCAAUUGAUCUCACAUCGUUUAUUUAUGCCACAAUUGUUAUUGGCGGAGAAUCAAGUCGGAUGGUCUGCAUUUCAGAGGUUACUAGUAUGUCUGUUCCAGUUCUUGGCACCUUAUCUACGACAUGUGGAAUUGAGUGAUACAAUGCGUAUGCUGUAUCGCGGUACACUACGUGUAUUACUGGUACUGUUGCAUGAUUUCCCUGAAUUCCUAUGCGAUUAUCAUUAUAGUUUUUGUGAUGUGAUCCCCUCGACGUGUAUCCAAUUACGUAAUUUGAUUUUGAGCGCGUUUCCUCGUAGUAUGCGAUUACCGGACCCCUUUACACCUAAUUUGAAGAUUGAUUUAUUACCCGAGAUCCAACAAUCGCCUCGUAUUUUGUCUGAUUUUAUGGCGGCGUUGGAUGAAUCUUUGCAAUCGGAAUUGGAUGUUUACUUGGAGACGAACAAGCUUCCCACGACGGCGUUUUUAGAGGAUUUGAAGGGUAUGCUGAAAUUAAAAGAGGGAGGGUAUAAUGUUGAAUUGUUGAAUGCGGUAAUAUUUUAUACGGGCACAACAGCUAUUUCAAAGGCAAUACCUGUUCAACAAGGACCGACGAUGACGAUUUAUCAGUACUUGUUAUCGGAAUGCGAUUCAGAGGGACGAUAUCUGUUUUUGAGUGCCAUUGCGAAUCAAUUACGAUAUCCUAAUAGCCAUACGCAUUAUUUCAGUUGCGUUCUUUUGUACUUGUUUGGAGAGAUUCAGAAAGAAAUUGUGAAAGAACAGAUCACACGUGUGUUGCUAGAACGUUUGAUUGUGAAUCGACCUCAUCCUUGGGGGCUUUUGAUCACCUUUAUUGAAUUGAUCAAGAAUCCACGGUAUAGCUUUUGGACGCAUUCUUUUACGCGAUGUGCAACGGAUAUUGAAAGAUUGUUUGAAAGUGUUGCUAGGUAA
Messenger RNA from Mucor mucedo, 4479 nucleotides. Its product is annotated as CCR4-Not complex component, Not1-domain-containing protein. The record is from RefSeq and is a predicted model, not a curated record. Bases 1 to 4479 code for a protein of 1492 amino acids. Gene Ontology annotation, cellular component: CCR4-NOT core complex; P-body. Gene Ontology annotation, molecular function: molecular adaptor activity. Lineage: Eukaryota; Fungi; Mucoromycota; Mucoromycetes; Mucorales; Mucoraceae. The transcript has 4 exons. Gene Ontology annotation, biological process: nuclear-transcribed mRNA catabolic process, deadenylation-dependent decay.